GUAUUUACGAGUAAACAAGACUUUUUGUGUCAAUAGUACGAAUCUCCAUCACUUGAACAGGCCAGUUAUCACCGGGAUGCGCCCGACAGAGGAGACGCAAUAGCGAAGAGAAAACACAGCUUCGACCAAGCUCGGCAAGAAUAUGGGAUUCAAAACCGACAUUGAAGAAUACGUGAACAAGAGAAAAGAGCUUGUUCAGAGAGAAAACGAGAAUGCCUGGGAUAGGGGCGCAAGGCCAGAGCCUGGCUUAGAAUCCGAUGAAGAUAAGGUGGAACAAAGAGCUGCCACCAUCAUACGCGCAAUCCGCGAGUAUGAACGUAAAGUUACUUUUGGAAACCUGGCAUCAGAGGCGCUACCAGAUGAUGAGGAUCUGGACAUGGGUGGCCGAUAUCUUACUAAUAAAAAGCGCAUAGAAACUCAAAGCCAACUGUUUAAGAUAUCCAAGAUGGUACCAAAGGGAGCUCUUCUGCAUUUGCAUUUCAAUGCCGAACUACACCCUGAAAUACUUCUUCUCCAGGCCCGAGAAAGGAAGAACAUGUACAUCCGUAGCACUCAACGUAUCGAGGACGAAAGCCAAUUGGGCACAACCGAGUUGAUCCUGAGCGUCCUAGAUCCGAACACCGUCGAAGAUGGUGUUAACAUAUUUUCCAAGAAUUACCCCGCAAUCACAACCCCUAGUGAUAUGAAAGACAAUGAAUUCCAGAAGAAAGUCUGGAUGCGCUGGGCUAAAUUCCAGAAGAAAUUUGAAAAAAGAUUUCCGGGAAAGUAUGAGGAUCAAGAGUCUGAGACUUCCCGCAAGGGAGAACCGCACUGUUCUGGAUCUUCGUCACUGAAAACUCUAUAUCCGGCUGAGAAAUGGCUGAUGUCAAAAAUGGUGCUUAGUCGAGAGGAAGUUUACCAUCCCGACCAAACCGUCAAUGGGAUCUGGGCUCGAUUCAACCAAGCCACGAGGGCAUUUAAAGGGCUGGUGAACUAUGAGAGUGCUUAUAAAUCAUACAUAAGGGAUGCUAUCGACCGAAUGAUCGAUGAAAAGGUUAUGUAUGCCGAACUACGGCCAAUGCUGUUGGACAAGUUCAUCCCUGGGGAUAGCGGGAAACGAAAAGAUCGCCUUGAUCUUGUUGCCCAAAUGGAGCUUAUCGAGGAAGCGAUAAAUGAAAAAAAGAACGAACUAAAGGAAAAACAGGAGCAAGAAAAGUUCCCGUUUGGACUCAAGAUAAUCUACUGUACGCCGCGAUCAAUAGGAACUGAUAAAAUGGAAAGUGAGUUGCAAGAGUGCAUGAAACUCAAAAAGAACUUUCCGAAUCUGAUCUGCGGAUUCGAUCUAGUCGGUGCUGAAGACCGUCCCAACUCCAUCGGAUAUUACAAGGACCAACUUGUUGCUUUUCAGAAAAAGUGCAAGAAGAAGGGUCUGGAGAUACCCUUUAUGUUCCAUGCAGGGGAGACACUACUGGACACUGGUGGUUCCGACGACCCUGCAAAUUCGAAUCUCUACGACGCGGUGGCCCUAAACUCGAAGCGUAUCGGUCACGGCUUCGCUCUGAUGAAGCACCCUCAUCUGGUAGAAAAGUUCCGAAAGACUGAAACCAACCCUGGCAUCUGCAUUGAGUUGUGCCCUGUUUCAAACGAGCUCUUGCACCUGUGCAGAAACGUAAAAGAACACCCGUACCCAGAACUGCUAGCUGCAGGCAUACCCUGUACAGUUAACACUGACAACCCAAAUUUAUUCAGCAAUUCUAUGUCACACGAAUUCUACCAAAUCAUGGUCGGCGCGCCAAGCAUGUCUCUAUACAGUUGGAAACAACUCGCUCGCUGGAGCAUCGACUACAGUUGCUUGCUUUCCGAGGAAAAAGUCAAGGCCCACAAGUACCUUGACGAAGCUUGGGUCAGGUUCUGCAAGACGGUUGUAGACAAAUAUAACGAUCUUAUGAAUGGUGACAAGACCGAUCCUUUGAAGGCUGAGAAAGCGUAUCCACCGCGAAAAAAGAGGCACCCUGAUGUUCUCAAGAUUUCCAACUCCCUCUAGAUGGGUACUAGUUUACUAGCACUACCUGAUGAGCUCUUAUUGAGGAUUGUUCAAAAUGUCUCACAGGUUCGAAAUCUCACCGUCACACAAAAGAUUUUCUCGGAUUUGUGCAGAUGUUUUGGUGCAGACGAGCGAUUCCCUCUCUGAGGCCUGCCGCGCAAUCCGAUGCGUGAUGGCGUGGACCAAACCGGGUGACUUGGUCGACAAGUUGUGUGCGCGUGUCUGUACUAAAGUCACCCAGGCUAUCAGCAACGGGCAUCUUUCCGACGCAAGAUCGACUCUCAAAGUCAUAAGGAAGCUGCCCUCCAACACCCGCAUUCCAGACAAC
Exserohilum turcica Et28A is the source of this 2351-nucleotide messenger RNA. RefSeq lists its product as uncharacterized. Bases 143 to 2023 code for a protein of 626 amino acids. The record is from RefSeq and is a predicted model, not a curated record. Gene Ontology annotation, biological process: adenosine catabolic process; inosine biosynthetic process. NCBI's taxonomy places the organism in Eukaryota, Fungi, Ascomycota, Dothideomycetes, Pleosporales, Pleosporaceae. Gene Ontology annotation, molecular function: adenosine deaminase activity. The transcript has 4 exons.